AGAUGAAUUAUGUUUCAGUGUUUCAGUUGCUGAGGCUGGGAAGGAAGCGAUAAUGGUAGGAGCUUUGUAUGGGGAAUCAAAACUCUUCUCAUCCUUUCUGGGAGUUGGUGCUAACCAUUUCCUUCGCUCUGGGCUGCCUCUUCACCAACUCUUCGCCUAUAAUCCGGGAGGGAAACAUGUCUCAAUGCAAUUAUCCAGGGCGUUUUCUGGUUUGACCAACCUCUUCUUCAGUAGAAGAAAUGUGGACGAGAUGCAAAAUAUGAAACGUAAACUUCUAAGACCUGGAAAAAUUUCUCCUCGUCGACCUGUUCCAGACAAUAUACCAAGGCCUCCUUAUGUCAAAUCUAGGCAACCACCUGGAAUUGCUAGUGGACCUGAGGUGCACGAUGAGAAGGGCAUAGAGUGUAUGAGAGCUUCUGGGAGGCUUGCAGCCAAAGUUCUAGAAUAUGCAGGGACAUUAGUAAAGCCAGGUAUUAUGACGGAUGAUAUUGAUAAGGCUGUUCAUGAAAUGAUAAUUGAUAAUGGAGCCUAUCCAUCACCUUUGGGUUAUGGUGGCUUUCCAAAGAGUGUAUGCACUUCAGUGAAUGAAUGCAUUUGCCAUGGGAUACCAGAUUCCCGAGUUCUUGAGGAUGGAGAUAUUAUCAAUAUAGAUGUUACCGUCUAUCUAAAUGGGUACCAUGGUGAUACUUCAGCAACUUUUCUGAUUGGAGAUGUUGAUGACGAAAGCAAAAAACUUGUCCGGGUGACUAAAGAGUGCUUAGAUAAAGCAAUAUCCAUUUGCGCACCAGGAGUGGAGUUCAAGCAAAUUGGCAAAAUAAUUCACGACCAUGCAGAUAAACAUCGAUUUGGUGUAGUUCGACAGUUUGUUGGCCACGGCGUUGGACGUGUGUUUCAUGCUGAUCCAGUUAUUCUUCACUUCAGGAACAAUGAUGCUGGGCGCAUGGUGUUGAAUCAAACCUUUACAAUUGAGCCGAUGCUAACCAUUGGUAGCAUAAAUCCUGUCAUGUGGAAUGAUAACUGGACCGUCGUAACAGAAGACGGAAGCCUAUCAGCACAAUUUGAACACACCAUCUUAAUAACCAAUGAUGGAGCUGAGAUAUUGACACAGUGUUAAACAAUAGUGGAUCUCAUGGUAAUACUUUGAUACUCCAAAAAGGGGUAAUUUUUUUUCCUGUAGCUCUUUUUGAUUUAUCACCUCCAAAUGUAUGUUCCAGAAAACAUGGAGGCACUAUUAAUUUUGCCAUCGUUAUCGUUUUAUAGAAACCAAGUUAUUCAUUGUCACCCUGAAUUUAUUAGUUAUCUGUACUGUUUACACCGAGGGCUAGUGAUGGCCAAGGUCCUUCCCCCCAGUAAGAAAAUUCUUGUAAGUUAUUUGUUGAGACAAACAACUCUUGUAUUAAUGUAUAAUGUAUUGAAAUUUGUUUUGCUUUAA
Messenger RNA from Benincasa hispida (wax gourd), 1432 nucleotides. It is a transcript of the gene MAP1D, whose product is annotated as methionine aminopeptidase 1D. The record is from RefSeq and is a predicted model, not a curated record. Gene Ontology annotation, cellular component: chloroplast. NCBI's taxonomy places the organism in Eukaryota, Viridiplantae, Streptophyta, Magnoliopsida, Cucurbitales, Cucurbitaceae. Gene Ontology annotation, biological process: proteolysis. Gene Ontology annotation, molecular function: metalloaminopeptidase activity.